AAGACGUAGCAGCGUUCUGUUUAGGAGCAACAAAUGAGUGUUACCGAACAACGACGGGGCAUUGAAAUUGAAAGUUGACGUUUUUAUGUGCUAUAUUUUAAAUUUAAAUCAGCAUUUAUAUCCGUUUUUGUCACAGUUUUUGGUAGCGAAGUUUCCUCCGUUGAACUUGUGCAUUUUGAGAAGUUAGCCUGGCGUUAGCAUGCUAGCUACAGGUGGAUCUCCCGGUCGACUCGAUGUCUGUGAGACGGGCUCUGGUGGAUUGUGCUGUGUUGUCUCUGCAGGAUUCCUGUGUGUUUUAUCCGUGCUGUAAAGGCUGCUUCUGCAGGGUGGAUGUCGAACAGCAGGACGCGACGAGAUACAGAUGCUCCAGAUGUGGUUACAGGUGUCUGAGGGAACAGGUCGAGUACAGGUAUCGCCUCUCUCUGAGGGUGACCUGGGACAGUCGCAUAUUUGGCGUCACAGUGUUUGGAAGCAGCCUGAACCCAUUCUUUGGCAUUCAUGCAAGUGAAUUACAGAGGUUAGUGGAAGACUUGGAUGGGCCGGUUGAACCAUCAACAAGACUCACGUUGCUGGUGAAGGCUGUUGAGGACUGUUUCAUCGGCAGACAUUUCAUCUUUGGUUUAAAGGCAAGCGAAGCAGAAAGUGGACCUUGGUUUGGAGGAUCCUUCCCGAAUGGCUUUUCCAGUACAGACCAGUUUGUUGCCAGUCAGAUGAUUCUCCCCAAAGCUACGGGCCUGGCAGGCUGCACGGUCGUCAGUUAUUAUCGGAGUCUUCUUCAGAAAGUUUCAGAAUAUGAAGGGGGAUCCGGUGAUUCCAGCAAAACCUGCAGACUUCCAGCAGCAGCCCUGCUGCUAAUUUCUGAUCAUUCUCCAACCAGCAGCUUUAAUAAUGUCACACUGUCUGCCUCUGGUCUCCUGUCCCCAUCACUGCAAAGAUCACAGCUCCAGGACUGCACCCUUACUCCCACCCCUCCAUGGCAACAGUCACUCGGAGUAAUUACUUCGUCAGCAGAGCAAGAGGAAUGCUGCGGUACCCAGGGUAGUGGAGAUGAGACCAGCAGACAGACAGGCAACAGCACCACACCACAUCCUGCACAAAGAGGCUGCCUGGAGAACCAUAACACCACCGAGGAGAGAAGUUCUUUCCUCGCUGUCGAGCACAGCUUGUAUAGUAGUCCAUCAUUUGUCAAAUACCCAAACUUAUCUGUUAAAGAAGCGGUUGAAAACAGCCCCGUCCUGAACACCUGGCUCAGUCCCUCACAGCCUGACUGCAAAUGGCACAGCGCCGAUGUGAAGGAGCUUUCUCCCAGACAAGCUAACAGAACAUUUUUGUCAAGCUCAUUGGUUUGGGAGGAUUUGCCUUUCUCUGAGAGUCUUACAGCAUUUUUAUGUGAAGAAAACAAAGAUUUUAAAGUAGCUAGUGAAACAGAGUCCAAUGGAAAUGUGCACCAACAGAAAGAAACAGCAAAAAGUACCCUGGACAUUACAAACUCAGCAACUGAAUCAACUUCUGCUAGUCAGAGAAACACCCACAUGACACACAGUCAUUCACAGAUGUUCCUAGAUAUCACUAAUACACCUGCUUUGGGUGGAGCGGACAGACAUGGUUUAUUAAACCAGGUACAUGGGAACCCUCUGGAAUGCCUGACCAGGAGUGAAGAAAGAAACGUUUGUUCCCGUGAGUGUAAUGAGCAGGAUGAGCAGGAUAGUUCCCAGUGUUUUGAAAAGGAAGAAGAGCAGCUUCAAGGGGACACUUACAACUGUUCAGCAGACCUUUUCAGUGGCUCACUCACGAACACAGAGAUGCUCAACACAAAUGCAGAAACUGUCAGAACAGCCACAGAAGCUUGCCCGCUGUUUACAAAGCCAGACCAACAGCAUCAAAGAGAUGGGAACGCUAAUGUCACAUGUUCAACACCAGCCAAACACAAGCUCAAAAGCAGGAAAUGCACCAACAGGAGCAGUUUAAUCCCACAGAUCACUCAAGAUUUUGAAUUUGUCCCUCCCUCUCAGUCCACCCCCAUCGUAAAAGUAGGUGUUGUGUCCCAGUCGCCUGCCUGCUUAUACAGAAACUUGACGGGUGAUUGCAAUUUACAACUUGACUAUCAAGAUUCUGGAGCUUUUUGUGGAAAUCUGCAUCAACUGGACAAUAAAAAGCAAGCUAAAACCACCACCACCCCCUCUGUCUUAUGUAAAAGGAACGCUUUCAAGGCUAACAAGCUGUUUCAGCGCGGCAGAGAGUCUACAAAAGAAAACUCAGUGUGGAGCAGCACAUCCAGAAGAUGCAGCUACAGACUUACUCCAGGAAGGAGGUUCUGGAAAGCCGACGAGCACAAAAACCACCGACAGGCUCAGCAACACCUGAGGGUUCAGGGAGAGGCUCAAAACGAGGGACCAGCGGGAACAGUUGACCACAAAUUAGACUCAAAGGUUUGUGAUGAUGAGGACAGUGAAGUAAUUGUUCCCCCGACACCUGCUGGUAAAACACAAUGUAGUGCAACGCCCAGAAGAAGGAGGCAGACUGAUGACAGGAGCUGUCAUUUGGGUUCUGCCUGGGACGGACAGCAGGGAGGAUUGAACUGUAAAAGAACUCUGUUGGAUCAAUCAUCACAGAGAGGCGGGACAGUUCUUGAGGGGAGUCUCGAUGGAUCUAAUGAUUACCUCCUUGAUAAUGAGAACCUGACGCGUGAUUGGUCCAGAGAUCUGUUCUCUGACUCAGCCUGAGAGCUUCUGUUGCAGAUUGACUUUAAAAAAUGUGCCAGAAAUUCAAAGAUUGUUGUACUUCAUGCCAGUAGGCCAAAUUAUAAUCCCCUUUUGUGUCGGAGGAGUAGCACUGCUGCUUUUACCGUUACUAAUGCUGCACUACUCUGUCCAUAGAGUAGACUAAAAGAAAAGAGCACAUACUUUAAAUACUAAAGAUAAGAGAGAGGCUGUCUCACCCUGUCUUCUGCAGUUUGCACCAUGUGUCUGGAAAUGGAGUAAUUUGCUUGAUUUUUAUGCACUUUUUAGCUCGCAUUGUCACUCCAAUGGGAUGUACCAAAGCUUUAAGUUUUCAGUUCAGCACCUGAUCUCACAAAUAGUAGCCGUCAGGGAGAAAAUCAGCAAAUAUCAGCAAAUCCUUACUGCUAACUGUGUUUUUGCAAUGACAUGUUUUUAAAAUUACUGAAUACUUUUUCUGCACUUUU
Molecule: messenger RNA, 3184 nt
Organism: Stegastes partitus (bicolor damselfish)
Lineage: Eukaryota; Metazoa; Chordata; Actinopteri; Pomacentridae
Gene: ddias
Product: DNA damage-induced apoptosis suppressor
Exons: 5
Coding region: 234-2723 (829 amino acids)
Biological process (GO): negative regulation of intrinsic apoptotic signaling pathway in response to DNA damage
Cellular component (GO): nucleus; cytoplasm
Source: RefSeq, a predicted model, not a curated record